UGUUGUUUUGUACGCCUGCAAAUUAUUCAAAUUAAUUGGAUUUGAAUAAUGGUGGGUCAGUUUUGAAUUUUUGUUUUUUUUUUCAUAUUUUUGGCAGCCGGAACCAGUGUGCUGUGUUGGAUCGCAAAUGGCGACGCAUGUUUAUGGUUGGGCUGAUGAUGUUGUAAUCUUAAAACCGGCAGCGCAGCACGUUGGCCAAAUCAGUUUGACUUCGAGAACGGACUAAAUGGCAAUCAAUUGGCUUUUGCUGGUGCUGAUGCCGCUGCUGCUGGUCGGUGCGGAGGCGCGUGCAUCGCAGGGCAUGCAUGUGCAGCUGCCGCAUGGCGGCUGGCUGGUUGGACGCCAUAGGACCACGCACAGUGGUCGACAUAUGCGUGCGUUUAUGGGCAUACCGUAUGCACUGCCGCCGCUGGGCGAUCUGCGCUUUCGUCCGCCUGUGGAGCAGCCGGCAUGGCAGGGCGAGCGAUUGGCUGUAAAGGAUGCGCCCGUGUGCAUGCAGCGUGAUCCGUUUCGGCGUGACAUGACAAUCGAGGGCUCCGAGGAUUGCCUGUAUCUGAAUGUCUAUACACCGGAUCCGGUAGCAGUUGAACCGUUGCCCGUGAUGGUCUGGUUCCAUGGUGGUGGCUGGCAAUGCGGCUCGGGCAUCAGCAGCUUCUAUGGUCCCGACUUUCUGCUCGAGCAUGACAUUGUGCUGGUCUCCGCCAAUUUCCGGCUUGGUGCACUCGGCUUUCUUAGCACCGAAACGCUCGAUUGUCCCGGCAACAAUGGGCUCAAGGAUCAGCUACAGGUGCUACGCUGGGUGCACGCCAAUAUAGCCGCCUUUGGCGGUGAUCCGCACAGCGUAACGGUGUUUGGUGAGAGCGCCGGCGGCGCUAGUGUCACCUAUCAUAUGCUUGCCGAAAAAUCACGCGGUCUGCUGCAUCGCGCCAUUGCACAGUCGGGCACCUAUUUUAAUCCCUGGGCGCAGCCGGCACACGACGGCGUGGCCGCACAGCGUGCGCUCAAGCUGAGCGAGCUGCUAAACUGCAGCGAUGCGAGCAGCGAUUGGUCGGCCAAGUUGAAGUGUUUGCGCGACAAGCCAGCUGAGGACAUUGUGGCCAAGCUAUACGAUAUGUUUGUAUGGGAUUUCGAUCCCAUGAUACCCUUUCCGCCCGUCAUUGAACCGGAGCAUGAAGGCGCUUUUCUAACGCUGCGACCGCGUGAGGCGCAGGCCCCACACGGCCAGACGCUGCCUCUAAUGAUAGGUGUGACAGCUGAGGAGGGGCUGCUGAAGACGGCGGCGCUGCUGAAUUUGCCACAUCUGAUGGACGAAUUCAAAUCGUACUUUGAGCAACUGCUGCCCAUUGUGCUCAAUUAUGAUCAUCAUGACGCGGAGACACAGCAGCAGAUAACUCGGCACAUCGAGAGCUUCUACUUUAAGUCGGGUCACAACUACAACAAGUCCAAUCAUCAGAAUCUGACCGAUCUAAUCUCCGAUGGCUGGUUUGUGGCUGGCGUCGAUGAGUAUCUACAGCUGCGCCUGGACGAGCAGCAGCAGGCGUUGGCGCCCACCUAUGUCUAUCUAUUUGAUCAUAAGGGCGCCGCCAGUUUCUCAGAGAUAUUCAAGGGUGCGCACAAUGAGUUCUAUGGCGCUUGCCAUGCGGAGGAGCUGCAAUAUCUGUUUCCCAUUGGCGAGCAACUGUUCGUUAGCGCCGUGCCAACGCGCCAGGAUCUGGAGCUACGCGAUCUAAUGCUGCGGCUUUGGGUUAACUUUGCGCGUACCGGUGAUCCGAAUCCUGUCAUUGGCACAAGCAACUUACCCACUUGGCGGCCCACAUCCAAAUAUCCGGUGGAGUACGCACGCCUUGGCUCCAAGCUGGAUGCAAUGGAUGAUGGGACGCUGCCGCCGCUGCUGCGCAUGGAGAAAGCGCUGUUGCAGCAUCGCGUUGACUUCUGGCGCGAGCUUAAAGCACAUUUGCCGGUCAGUCGGCGUCCACAACAGCACAAUGAGCUUUAAUUGUUGUUGUUGUUCCAUGUUUUCUUAAUUUUUUUAGUUUUGCAAUGUAUUUACAUAACUUUUAUUUUGUUAACAAACAAAAAAAGAAUGAAAAAAAAAACAAAAAUAAACAUAGCAAGUUGCCAGAUCUCGCGAAUUAUUAAAAACAGCAGCGUUGCCACCUGAACACAUACACAACAUACUUAGAGAAAAGUAAGAAAGCAGAAAAACAAAAAAAAAAACACUCAGCUGUUUACGAAGUAUGACAUUUGUCAAAUCACUGGAAACAAAAGGACAAAUAAAUAAAGCGCACAAGAUGCUUGAACAAUGCACAUUUUAAUGAAUCUGCGCGUCGCAUUGUCCGCACUGCAAAUUACAUAUGUUUUGUGUGUGCGCUAAAUGAUUUGCAGGUGAAACCAUCUGGCAACGCCCAACGAAAAACGUAGUUUCAUUUUUUUUUGUCAAGCUGGCCGACAUUGACAUACGCAUACGGACAAAAUAAAUACACAUAUACACGCAGUUCGACAGUUUUGUUUUAUUUUUUAUAUACAUAUAUAUAUUUAUAUAUAUAUAUAUAUAUAUAUGUAUGUAUAUAUAUAUACAUAUAUAUAUAUAUAUACACAUAUACACACUUUAUAUACAUAUAUAUAUAAAUAAACACUUUGCAACUUUAUGCCACACGCUCGCAAAUACCAACGUGGUGUUUUCGCUUAACUUGACCUCGAGCUGCAAUUGUUCGCGUCGCAACAAAAGUGGACGACAAAUGGCUGGCUCGGCGCUGCGUCGCCUGAUGGCGGAGUACAAACAGUUAACAAUGGAUCCGCCAGAGGGCAUUGCCGCUGGACCCAUCAGUGAGGACAAUUUCUUUGAAUGGGAGGCGCUGAUUGCCGGACCCGAGGGCACCUGCUUUGAGGGCGGCGUUUUUCCAGCCCGUCUAGUUUUUCCACCCGACUACCCAUUAAGUCCACCAAAAAUGAAAUUCACUUGUGAUAUGUUUCAUCCAAACAUUUUUGCCGAUGGCCGCGUUUGCAUAUCAAUACUACACGCCCCCGGCGACGAUCCCAUGGGCUAUGAACUGUCGGCCGAACGUUGGAGUCCAGUGCAGAGUGUCGAAAAGAUUCUAUUGAGUGUGGUUAGCAUGUUGGCGGAGCCCAAUGAUGAGAGCGGCGCCAAUGUGGAUGCAGCGAUUAUGUGGCGGGAGAGGAGGGACGAAUUCAAUCGCAUCGCACAGCGAUUGGUGCGCAAAACACUCGGCUUGUCAGCCUAAAACCUCGACUGAAGCGACUGGACAGAACCCGGAAUCACAUUAGCAGAGCCGUCACUCGUGUAAGAGCAGCCCACAACCACGAGCCCCACAAAUCCUACUAUACUUUAACACAAUCUUGAAAGGAAUCGAAACAAAAAACUGAUUGCAAAUCCACAAUUCCUCCCAUGAGUAUGUGUAUGUCUAUGUGUGUGCGUGCGUGCGUGUGUGCGUGCGUGCGUGCAUGCGUGUGUUUGUGUGUGUGUGUGUAUGUGCGUUAGUGCUCUUGUAUGUAUGUACAUUUUCAAAAUUUAGGAGAUCAACAUAAAAGGAAAACAACUAAAACGAAGCGAAAAGAGAAAAAUACGAAAAAAAUUCGAUGCUAUCAAAAAAGAAAACACAAAAAAAUACCGAAACCUUGUCCAAUUGAUAUUUGAAAACCUGAAAUCUUUAAUUUGUAGUCGAAAACAAUGCGAUCGCAAUUAAUACCUAUGUCAUUUAAUUUCAA
Drosophila virilis is the source of this 3726-nucleotide messenger RNA. Its product is annotated as venom carboxylesterase-6. Lineage: Eukaryota; Metazoa; Arthropoda; Insecta; Diptera; Drosophilidae. The record is from RefSeq and is a predicted model, not a curated record.